AUGUCAGCACAGGAACACCACAACGGGUCAGACAAUACACAAGGUCAUGAAGACCAAUCCAACCAGGAGGAAUUCAUUGAUGUGAAUGAGGUUGGUGAAGAAGUCUACGACGAAGAUGAAGGAGACAUUCAACCAGAUGAUGACGAUGAUGAGGAAGAAGAGGAAAUAGAUACAACGGGGUACAACGAUGAAGGCGACCAUGAACAUGAGACGUUGGAAAUUGACAUGUCCAAUAACUCUUGGUUCUACUUUGAUAAACACCAAGACAGUGUCUUUACUAUUUUUUCACAUCCUAAGUUGCCUAUGGUUGUAACUGGUGGAGGAGACAAUGUUGCAUACCUUUGGACUACACACUCUCAACCUCCAAAAUUUGUUGGGGAGAUACAGGGACAUGGUGAAAGUGUUAUAUCAGGUGGGUUUACGAAUGACGGGAAAUAUCUAAUAACUGCAGAUAUGGAUGGGUUGUUACAAGUAUUCAAGGCUAGUAAAGGUGGCGAAAAAUGGACCAAAUUUGGUGAAUUAAACGAAGUUUCCGAGGUAUUGUUUGUCACUGUGCAUCCCGAACUAAACUACUUUGCCUUUGGAGCAAACGAGGGCUCUGUAUGGGUGUAUCAAAUUGACGAGGAGAGUAAGCUGUUGGUGCAGAUAAUGUCUGGUUUCAGUCAUACCUUGGAAUGUAAUGGAGCUGUCUUCAUCCCCGGUAAAGACGAAAACGAGUUGACCUUGGUGUCUAUAUCUGAAGAUGGAACAGUUGUGAAUUGGAAUUGUUUUACUGGUGCGGUCAACUACAAAUUGCAACCACACGAUGAUUUCAAAGGGGUCGAAAGUCCUUGGGUAACAAUCAAACACCAUGGUCAUGUGAUUGCAAUUGGAGGAAGAGAUGGCCAACUUUCAAUUAUCAACAAUGAUACGGGCAAAAUAUUAACGUCGGUAAAAACUUUAGACAAUGUCGAGGAUGUUGCCGAAUUAUCAAUUGAAGCAUUGUGCUGGUGCAAGAACAAAACCGUCAACUUGUUGGCAGUUGGACUUGUCUCGGGUGAUGUGUUGUUGUUUGAUACGCAGCAAUGGCGGUUGAGAAAGAAUCUAAAAGUUGAUGAUGCAAUCACCAAGUUAGAGUUUAUCAACGACACUCCGUACUUGAUCGGCUCUUCGAUGAAUGGUAAAAUUUACAAGUGGGAUGCACGUACAGGUGAAGAGUUGUUUGUAGGAGUUGGUCAUAACAUGGGUAUUUUGGAUUUUGCAAUCUUGGAAAACGGUAGAAAAGUGGCGACUGCUGGCGAUGAGGGUGUUUCUUUGUUGUUUGUAACUGAGUAG
Molecule: messenger RNA, 1314 nt
Organism: Lodderomyces theae
Lineage: Eukaryota; Fungi; Ascomycota; Pichiomycetes; Serinales; Debaryomycetaceae
Exons: 1
Coding region: 1-1314 (437 amino acids)
Molecular function (GO): protein binding
Source: RefSeq, a predicted model, not a curated record